GCUGUGGGAGCCGUCGCGUUUGUGCCCCGCCCCUUGGGCCCCUCCUGCCCACUCGUCCAUCUCCCCCUUUGGAACGCCCAUCUCCACUCCGCCCGCCACCCCUCCUUGCACCCCUCCCUCUCUGUCGCGCAACAGCUCCCGUCGCCGCGUGAAGCCGGAGCGUACCUUCUGGCAGCGCAUCUGCUGCGGCUGACUGAGGUCAGCCGGAGGGCUUCUGUCGGUGCGGGGGAGCUGCAGCCACCUGAACCGCACCCUGUUCCAUCUCUGGCAGUCGGGGAGCUGAGUUCGGUGUCUCUGUGUGGUCCCCCACAGCUUUCCGCAUCUUCCCCUCCCACAGCACGUCCCCUGUCGCCUCUUUCCCCACCCCGAGGGCCAUCAUCAAGGCACCCGCAGCCCAUCUCUGAGAUUAUCUCACCGCUGGAUGCAGUCCCGCCGUCCCGCCCAUCCCUACUCUGCCAUUAGACGCCAGCCCCUGCCAGUGUGAUAAAAAGGAGGAGGACGGGCACGUGGAUGACGACAAGGGCGACAUCGCCAUCAGCAUCAGGACCAACACCAACGAUAGACGCGUCUAUGCUGACCAUGCAGAACAUCCUGCAGCUCUGCCACCUGGUCCGAUACUUCGCCAUCAAAGCCGUCAAGACCGUCAGACUCCUGUCGCCCGUCGGUCUGGGGCCGCCGUCAGCCGUGCGUAAGACCAGGGAAGGGGCGAGAUGCGCAAACGACCGCAGUGGGGGAGCUGAAAGCGCUGCCGAUGGGUCAGAGAGGGAGGAGCCCCAUAAGGCCGGGGGCGAUGAAUGAAUGGACACGGACAAGGAGGCGGCCGACAAGACAGGAAAGGCCCCCAUGGCCGCGAUGCAAACGAGUAAGAAACACAGAUGCAGAGGAAAGGCACAUGAGUGCUCCUCGUUAUUGCUGUGAUGCAGGCCGUUGUCGUCCGUCGAGCGCAUCGCGACAGCGACACCACCCCCCGCCAGGCUGUGCAGACCGCUCCAUUCAGCCAGAUCCAGUCUCUCCGUCGACACCCGCCCGCCCCUUCUCGCCCAGUGGCCCAUUCAAUCCAUCAGAGUCGCCACCCAGCUCCCUUGCCGGCCGCAGCUUAAGGCCCUGUCCACUCGCGACCUACCGCAUCAGUCAUGAGCUGCGGCGGAAGGAAAGGGAUAGGGACGAGGAGAGUGAGGACGACGACUGGCAUGGCGACCUUGAUGUGGAGGCAAUGCGGUCUACGAUGUUCCCGGUGCCGCCCUUUGGUGUGUUGAGGACCGCCAAUGUCGGUGUGGGCGGACUGGGUGGUCUGCCAAGCGGUUCGUUGAGCCUUCUGUUGUGGAACGAGAAGGAGGAGAGAGAACAGCGAGACGCCAUCGGCCGCAGGAGUGCAGCAGCAGCAGCAGCAGCAUCGUUCCCGACGCCCUGCUCAUCUCCGCUGCCGACGGGCCGUUUCCCAUCGCCAUCGCCACCCUGUGGUGACUCAUCUGACACGGUCAGAGUCGGCCAGUGGGAUGUGGUGUUCGGACCGGACGGCGUUGCGCUGAUACGGGACAGCGAGACCUACGGUAUCACUCUGCACAAGGGCAUCCUUCUCCGUCUGUGGCUCGGCAACAAACACAGCAGCAGCGACGACAGAAGAGGGCGAGGGAGAAGAGGCGAGGUGGGCGUCGAAGGUGAGACAUGCCACAGCAGGUUCCGCCGCCCCCCGGCCUGUGGGUAUUCAUUGGCUUGCCGGUCAGAGCGGUGAUCGAGCUCAAUCACCUUCUUGGGGGAUGGGUGGGAUGGGCCGCCCGGUCACUUCCUGUACACUAAGGCAGUUGGGGGGAGGGGGGCGGGGGAGGAGGUCUCUUGCUGGGCGUGGGAAUGUCUGGGCGACUACGGCUCACUGGGACGUGAGGGCUUUUUUGGGCUGUCGGUGUAUGCAGUGUGUGGUUUGUCUUUGCUGCAUCCGUCCAUCCAUCGUCUUAAUGUAUUCCUUUUGGUUGCCACACACGAAUCACUCCCUGUGCAGUACAUAUGCAGUUCGAUUGGUCUUAGGGAAUGAGGGCAUCUGUGAAGUGUCUGAGAACAUCUGCGGCCAUGGCUCUUUUUCGGUGUCUUUAGCUUUGCUGGAUGCGUCCUGCUGGAGGGAAAUCCCUUUCGGUCCCUUCUGCUCUUUUUCGGGUCUUUCCCUCAGGGAUUUCCUGCAUACGCGCCAUUGGUGUGUUCUUCUCAGUUGCCCACACAAAAUGGUCACGCCGUGACGAUUGGCGAACGACCGAUUUGUCGGUGUCUGUGUGGGCGUCGGUAUCGUGUGUGACCGGGUGAAAUGGACGGUGGUUAACUUAUGUGUGUGACGCGUGUGAUGCGUAAGUAGGUGGCUAAGUUAAAACGGACACGUCAGAUGGACGAAAUUGAGUAUUACUCACCAAGUAAUGCUGCUUACACACAC
Molecule: messenger RNA, 2416 nt
Organism: Vitrella brassicaformis
Lineage: Eukaryota; Vitrellaceae
Source: the annotation of a GenBank genome assembly